Penicillium salamii is the source of this 1386-nucleotide messenger RNA. The record is from the annotation of a GenBank genome assembly. Lineage: Eukaryota; Fungi; Ascomycota; Eurotiomycetes; Eurotiales; Aspergillaceae.
AUGGAUCUCUCUCGGAUUCUUGCUGCGAAUAUUGACGGGCGCACCCAAAACACGCGCUAUCGUCAAUCCCAAUUGCAGAAGCUCCAAUCGGCUCUCGUGGGGCAUAUUGCUGAUAUUCAAGAUGCCAUUCAUGCAGAUUCAGGACAUACUCGAAUUGAAGUGCGCGCGGAAAUUGUACUCGCGUUGCAAGAGCUACGAGCGCAUUACUCGUGUUUGAGUCUGGAGAAAGAUCUCAGUGCUGAGUAUCGAAUCGCGCAAGGUAAGGACAAUCCAGAUGGUGUGCGCGGUGUCGGAAUAGUAUACAUUGUGCCGAGUGUUCAUACGCCAUUUUACUCAAUCAUAUCGGCACUCAGCGCGGCACUGGCAGCGGGCAAUUGCGUUAUCCUUGAGUUACCUCAAACAACAAGCUUGCUUCCAGCACUACUUCGGAGCAUACUGCCCGACGCAUUGGACCAUGAUACUUUCACCAUUACGGCGCAAAGGCCGGACGCAUCAUUCCUGAGCAAAGCUCUGAUGGUUGUGCAGACAGGCGAGAGUUAUGCAGGGCUUGUCUCGCCCGCAAAUCUGAGAGUGGUAGCCAUUGUUGAUCGCUCAGGCGAUGUUGGCCAAGCAGCAGAGGCAUUGGUUGCAGCACGAUUUGCACUGGGUGGUCGCUCAACAUAUAGCCCGGAUGUGGUAUUGGUACACGAAUUUGCCAUGAAGCCUUUCGUGGAAGCUGUGAUCACGCAUGCAUCCAAGUAUCUUGCGGGCGAGAAUGGGGAAGGCAGAUGUCUUUCUCGGAAAUCCGCUCUAUUGGAAACUAUUCAGAAAGACCGUACUUCUCGAGUGCUGGUUUCGGGAAGCAAUUGGGGUGUUGUUGAAGUCCAGGAUCGCAAAUCAUCGCUUCUGAGAAAGAAGAUUGACGAGAAAGUACUCCUGAUCCACUCGGUUACUAGCCUGGACGACGCAAUUGAUACAAAUACCGAAACAUUGGCUGCAACUUAUGCCUUCGCUGCGCCAUCGUCAGCCAAAUAUCUCACGCAAUUCAUCGACUCCCACAUCUCGUGGGUGAACCAUGUCCCUAGCCACAUGCUCGUCGGUCCUGCCAUACCCAAAGACACACCUCUCACGCAAACCCGCUAUACAAAGAGCCAAUUCGAGGUUCCACGCCCGCAGAUACUCAAACCAGUCCCGAACUCCACUGAUAUAGUCCUGGGCAACACAGCAAAAGCCGAUAAGCUGUGGAGGGAGGCUAUUGCACCGCUGCCGUCGACAAAGCAGAGACCUGGGUUCAAGAUCGGAUUCUUCGAGCAAGGUAUCAUCACAGGUGGAUUGAUCACGCUAGGUUCGCUUAUUGCAACGGCUUCAACCUUGGGAUACUAUACUUGGACUUUCUUCAGGGGUUAA